This is a messenger RNA of Bicyclus anynana (squinting bush brown), 1524 nucleotides long. RefSeq names its product catalase-like. Gene Ontology annotation, molecular function: catalase activity; heme binding. The record is from RefSeq and is a predicted model, not a curated record. NCBI's taxonomy places the organism in Eukaryota, Metazoa, Arthropoda, Insecta, Lepidoptera, Nymphalidae. Gene Ontology annotation, cellular component: cytoplasm; peroxisome; mitochondrion. The transcript is spliced from 2 exons. Bases 1 to 1479 code for a protein of 492 amino acids. Gene Ontology annotation, biological process: hydrogen peroxide catabolic process; response to hydrogen peroxide.
AUGUUUGCCUUACUGCUGUUGAUGGCCGCGUCGGCGGCGGCGACCGAAUACGAUCUGGGUCCGGAAUUUGGUGGCGACCUUUGCUACGCGCAACCUUUUGAGGAGCCGAUAACUAAUAAUGCUGAAUUUGUGAAUGACAUCACCGCCAUGGUUCGGGAAAAAAUUCCUGAACGCGUCGUUCACGCCAAGGGCACAGGAGCGUUCGGCUACUUCGAGUUGACACAUGACAUGUCACGCUACUGUAGAGCCGACUUCUUGCGGGGGGUCGGCAAGAGGACUCCGGUCGCCGUGAGGUUUUCCACGGGAGCGGGUGAACGAGGAAGCUCCGACUUCAUCCGGGACACUCGAGGAUUCGCAGUCAAGUUCUACACGAAAGAAGGGAACUGCGAUAUGGUCGGAUUUCAUACAGAAAUGUAUUUUUACAGCGAUCCACACCGUUUCACUACAGUUGUGCACGGAGUAAAGAAAAAACCUGAUAGCGGUAUGUAUGAUUAUGAUACAUACUUCGAUGCAAUUACUGAAUUGCCAGAGACGUGUAAUUUUUUCGUGAAUCUUUAUUCUAGUCACGGUAUACCACUCAACUACCGACAUAUGCCUGGCUUCCCGAUUCAUACGUAUCAACUAGUAAAUAGUUGUGGUGAGUACUAUUUUUCCAGAUUCCAUUAUAUGCCCGAUUUAGGCGUUAAAACUUUGAAGACCAUGGACGCUUUAACACUAAGUUCAACGGAUCCCGAUUACUCAGUGAGAGAUUUAUAUGAAGCAAUUCAAAGAGGCGAUUACCCAUCUUGGACAGUCUACGCUCAGAUUUUAACCAUGAAGGACGUUAAAAAACAUGGUGCCAAAGUUUUCGAUGUAACAAGAAGCCUUUCUAUAGAUGAUUUUCCCUUAUUAAAAAUAGGCAAACUUGUUUUAAAUAAAAAUGCUAAGCACUUCGAUAAAGAAAUAGAUCAGCUAGCCAUGAAUCCAGGUAAUGUGGUAAACGGAAUACUCGGAGCGCCCGAUAAAUUGUUUGAAAGUCGUUCAUUUUUAUACAGGGACGCACAGUACCAUCGUUUGGGUAAAAAUCACAAUAAAAUCCCUGUUAAUUGUCCCCUUCACAAAAUAUUAACUUAUAACAGAGAUGGAAUGUAUCCAGUAGGGGACAACGAGGGAUCUGCACCCAACUACUAUCCUAACACAUUCGGAGGGCCCCAGCCCUUCACGCCUGCAUGGCCCAGCAACUGCACAAGAAAAUACAGGAAGGAAGGCUUAAUCCAAAUAACAGAAAGCCCGGCCUAUAACUCUGACCAAAUCGUAGAGUUUUACAACCAAUUGACCGACGAAGGGCGGCAGAUAUUAUGCGAUAAUUUGGUGAUGGUCUUAAAAACAACAAGUCCAAGAAUCCAAAAGAAAUCCGUCUAUUUGUUUGGUAAAGUUCACGAAGACUUAGCAAGGCGCUUAGCCAAGGGUUUCAAUAGCACGGUAUCAAACUAUGAAUAAAUAAUGCAUUGAAUAUAAUAAAUAAUUAUUUUUUUAUAUGCAUCU